GUAGCAGUACUGUCCUUUGCUGUUUUUGUUACCACCGAUCCAGACAAUAAUGUCUUAACUCCACAAGUGACAUUCGUUGCUCUGGCUCUAUUCAACAUUCUUCGUUUUCCAUUGGCGAUCUUCGCCAUGAUAUUCAGUCAGGCUGUUCAAUGUCACGUAAGCAACAAACGUCUUCGAGCAUUUUUCGCUGAGGAAGAAAUGGAUUCAAAUGCCGUGGGAAAUAAGUACACUGAUGAAGCAGUGAAGAUCGAGAACGCCACAUUUGCAUGGGAAAACGGAGAUGUGGAGGAGACAUUGAGGAACAUUACUAUGUCCGUUGGACGCGGUCAACUUGUAGCUAUUGUUGGCAAAGUCGGCGCAGGAAAAAGCAGUUUACUCCAAGCUAUUUUAGGCGAAAUGAACAAAAUUAGUGGCAGUGUUAAUGUGAGCGGCUCGAUCGCAUAUGUUCCACAACAGGCGUGGAUUCAGAACCUCUCUCUAAGGAAUAAUAUUCUCUUUAAUCGUACCUACGAUCGAAUGUUUUAUGAAAAAGUGCUAGACGCUUGUGCACUGCGACAAGAUUUGGCAAGCCUUCCAGCUGAGGAUAUGACUGAAAUUGGCGAGAAGGGUAUCAAUCUCUCCGGAGGCCAAAAACAACGAGUAUCCCUUGCUCGGGCGCUGUAUUCACAUGCUGAUAUAAUACUCUUAGACGAUCCGUUAAGUGCCGUCGACUCUCAUGUAGGAAAGCACAUUUUCGAGAACGUUAUCUCUUCUGCAACUGGAAUUUUGUCACAUAAAACACGCAUACUCGUCACUCAUGGCUUGAACUACUUGAAACAUUGCGACAAGGUUAUAGUCAUGAAGGGAGGUGAAAUCAGUGAAAUGGGAACUUACCACGAGUUGAUCGCACGUCAAGGUGCUUUCAGCGAGUUCCUUGAAGAAUUCCUAGUUGAGGAAACAAAGAAACGUGGACGAAGUGUCAGCUUUGGGGACAAUGCAGAAGACGUCUCUGAAAUCCUAAUGGAAAUGGAAAAAGUGAGUCCAGAUCGAAGAAAACGCAUCGAGUCGCAGCUGAGCCAGGAAGCCACCAACGUUUCUCCGCUGUUAGAAAAGAGCCCUACUCCGCUGAGGGAACUGUCGUCUCCAACUAGUAACGGCAACGUGAUCCCUUCACAAUCAGAAGAAGAACAUUCUGUAGUAGUAGGAAAAGGCGAGGAGAAGGUUGCUCUGCUCGGUGAAGAGAACAAGACCCACCAGAAGAGCAAGCUCGUGGAGAAGGAAGCCGUUGAAACGGGAAAGGUUAAAUGGACGGUGUAUCUGACGUACAUUCGAGCAAUCGGAUUCGAUCUUGCAGUGCUUUUUGUCGUCGUCUACAUUCUCAGCAGUGUCUUGGGGGUGGCCAGCAACCUAUGGCUCGCAAAAUGGUCCGAUGACGCAGAAAUGAUCCAGAAAACCAGUAAUGGAAGCAGUUACGAAACAAACACUCGCUUAGCAAUUUAUGCCUCCUUGGGAGUUGGACAAGCUCUAUUUGUCUGUGCCGCCUCGAUAAUUAUGGCACUAGGAAUGGUUGGAGCAUCACGGUUGCUUCACGAGGGUAUUCUCAAGAACAUCCUUCGCUCACCGAUGAUCUUCUUUGAUGUUACUCCCAUUGGUCGAAUACUCAACCGGUUUGGCAAGGAUAUGGAUGCGAUCGAUACGACAUUACCGGGAUCGAUUCGAUCGAUGCUCAUGACGGUGUUCAACGUCAUCGCCACUUUAGUCGUCAUCGUGAUAGCGACACCACUGGUCGCCAUUCCAUUUGUAUUUCUUGCUGUCUUCUACAUCGUCGUCCUGGAUAUGGAGUGUCUGGAUUAUCGACUACCGGGUGCCAUCCUGACGUUCAUUGGCGCUGCCGUACAGGCGCUGAUAAUCGUUGCGGUGCCCAUCUACGCGACGCCGCCGAUCAUCUUUCUUCUAGUGCCAGUCUUCGUCUUCUAUUUCUAUAUUCUGAGAUUCUACGUAAGCACAUCACGUCAGUUGAAGCGCCUUGAGUCAGCUUCAAGGUCGCCCAUCUACUCCCACUUCCAAGAAUCCAUCCAAGGAGCAGCUUCAAUCAGAGCCUACAGACUAGUCGACGAAUUCGUUAAGGAAUCGGAACGAAGAGUGGACGAGAACCUCGCUACUUACUUAUCCCAGCAUCGUAGGCGAAUCGGUCUGUUAUGGCUUGCCGUACGUCUCGAACUCGUUGGAAAUCUCAUUGUGAUGUUUUCGGCGCUUUUUGCAGUCCUAUUUCGAGACUCUCCAGGCCUCACUGCUGGUCUUGUGGGACUUUCUGUAUCCUACGCACUGAAUAUCACGCAAACGCUGAACUGGGCCGUGCGAAUGACAAGUGAAUUGGAGACUAAUAUCGUUGCGGUGGAGCGAAUCAAGGAGUACAGCGACAGUCCAGUCGAAGGAGCCCACUCCAAUGUGAAACCGGCUGACACGUGGCCACAGCAGGGAAAAAUUGACAUCAAAAACGUUUGCUUAAGGUAUCGGACUGGCCUGGAACCAGUACUCAAAGACGUUUCCGUAAGCAUUGCAUCAAAGGAAAAAGUCGGAAUUGUUGGAAGGACAGGAGCUGGAAAGAGUUCCCUCACGCUCGCUCUUUUCCGAACCGUUGAGAUAGACAGCGGAAGCAUUGAGAUUGACGGGGAGGACAUAUCAAAACUCUCUUUAGAGGAGCUGAGAUCUCGACUAACAAUUGUGCCUCAAGACCCGGUGUUAUUCUCAGGAACUCUGCGGUUCAACUUAGAUCCAUUUAAUGCGUACACUGAUGCAGAAAUCUGGAACGCUCUUCGAAAUGCUCAUUUGGAGCCUUUCGUUUCGUCACUCGCCGAAAAACUUCAACACCAAAUCUCAGAGGGAGGCGAGAAUCUGAGGCAAGUUUUAAAAUUAUUCAAACAAUAUCAGGCAAGUUACUUAAUUCUUUAUUUCUGUUUCAGUGUUGGACAACGACAGUUGUUGUGCCUCGCCAGGGCACUUCUACGUCGCCCCCGUAUUCUGAUUCUGGAUGAAGCAGCAGCAGCCGUUGACGCCGAAACUGAUUCUCUUCUCCAGAGGACUAUUCGAGAACAGUUCGCCGAUUGCACAGUAUUGACUAUCGCUCAUCGAUUACACACGGUGAUGGACUGUGACCGGCUUCUUGUCCUAUCGGCAGGAUGCGUUGUAGAAUUCGACUCGCCUAAAUCACUUCUGGCUAAACCAGAGGGUGUCUUUUAUAGCAUGGCUAAAGACGCUGGCAUUGUAUGA
Ostertagia ostertagi is the source of this 3249-nucleotide messenger RNA. The record is from the annotation of a GenBank genome assembly. Lineage: Eukaryota; Metazoa; Nematoda; Chromadorea; Rhabditida; Trichostrongylidae.